GACACCAAAGGAGAACACUCUGAAAGCCGAGUACUUUUCGCUGCUGUCAUCGCUCUUUCUGUCAUCGUGUUUUUCUCUCUUAUUGUGAAUGGUAUCCUGAUAUGGCGGUUAAGACGAGCCGAGCCUAACAAUAGAACAACCAUAGUAAAUAGUGGUAUCCCUGUCCCACCUGGUGUUCAUCAAGCGUCAGAACCUGGUGUUUAUAUGGAGCUGCAACCCAGGCUUUCUGACGGGCAGUCACGUGAACCACCUGAAUACCAGUCACUGGACGACAGACGAGUGACCCAAGAUUACUACAAUAUGGGAGUUCCGGAAGGAAGCUUGGACGAGAGGGGAGUAGUUUAUGAAAAUUUGGAGUAA
Molecule: messenger RNA, 360 nt
Organism: Pocillopora verrucosa
Lineage: Eukaryota; Metazoa; Cnidaria; Anthozoa; Scleractinia; Pocilloporidae
Source: RefSeq, a predicted model, not a curated record